CAGCGCCCCCAGUUCCCCAGCCGGGCAAGCCUGGAUCCCGGCCCGCCGACGCGUGGUCACGGUCCAAGACUGCCUGCAAGCUGCCCCGCCAGCCUUCAGCCCCCAACUCAGCCCAAGCCCCAGCCUCAGCUCCAGCCGCUUGUCCGGGAGGCAGCCGAGCAGAGCCACCAGCUCCCACUCCGGCAGCAUGUCCACGACGGAGACCUCCGGCCGGUCUGGAGACAAGGACCCCCGGCAGCAGGUGGACCGUCUCCUUUCCGGGCUUCGAUGGAGGCGCCUGGAGGAGCCCCUGGGCUUCAUCAAAGUUCUCCAGUGGCUCUUUGCUAUUUUCGCCUUUGGGUGCUGUGGCUCCUACAGUGGGGAGACAGGGGCCACAGUACGAUGCAACAAUGAAGCCAAGGAUGUGAGCUCCAUCAUUGUUUUGUUCGGCUAUCCCUUCAGGUUGAACCGGGUCCAGUACGAGAUGCCCCUCUGUGAUGAUGAAUCGGCCUCCAAGACCCUGAACCUCAUGGGAGACUUUUCAGCCCCUGCUGAGUUCUUCGUGACCCUGGGCAUCUUCUCCUUCUUCUAUACCAUGGCUGCUUUGGUUCUUUACCUGCGCUUUCACAACCUGUACACUGAGAACAAGCGUUUUCCUCUGGUGGACUUCUGUGUGACUGUCUCCUUCACCUUCUUCUGGCUGGUGGCAGCGGCGGCAUGGGGCAAGGGCCUGACCGACGUGAAGGGGGCCACUCGGCCUUCCAGUCUGAUUGCCGCCAUGUCCGUGUGCCACGGGGAAGAGGCUGUGUGCAGCCCGGGGGCCACCCCCUCCAUGGGGCUCGCCAACAUCUCUGUGCUCUUCGGCUUCUUCAACUUCUUCCUGUGGGCCGGGAACUGUUGGUUUGUGUUCAAGGAGACCCCGUGGUAUGGGCAGGGCCAGGACCAGGACCAGGGGGCCAGCAAGGAGAGUGCAGCUGAGCAGGGUGCUGUGGAGAAGCAGUAGCUAGUCCUCGUGUCCACUCCUGCCACCUCCCGACGACAGCACUUCCUCCCCUGCUUCUUCAGCUUCCUUCCAGGACUUUUCCCCCUUCCUGUGCCUCCUCUCCUCACUGAUUCCUUCUGGGCUGGGUGCUUGGGGACAAAGGGACAGUCCAGGGCUGACCCUCCCUCUGAGCCUCCCAUCUCUCCUCUGUUCCCAGGCAGGGGCCCAGGCUGGGCAGGACCUCAGCGCUGUGGUUCCUGCCUCGUCCAUGGGGUCUUGCUCAUCUCCUAGCUGAGUCUGAGAGUCUAUCCUGCUGAACAGAGGCAGGUGGGAGGCAGCAGCAUUGAGGUCAGCUCCCUUUAGCAUCCUCUAGGGAUGGCUGGGCCCAGCUCCACUAAUAAAGGGGAGGGGAGAGAAAAAGGUACUGGAGAGGCUCUGGAUGGUGGGAAGGGCCCAGCAGUGAUUUGUCUGCCUUUUACCGGCUGUUGUGGGUCAGACUCUGUGUAUC
Molecule: messenger RNA, 1469 nt
Organism: Gracilinanus agilis (Agile Gracile Mouse Opossum)
Lineage: Eukaryota; Metazoa; Chordata; Mammalia; Didelphimorphia; Didelphidae
Gene: SYPL2
Product: synaptophysin like 2
Exons: 6
Coding region: 188-982 (264 amino acids)
Cellular component (GO): synaptic vesicle; synaptic vesicle membrane
Source: RefSeq, a predicted model, not a curated record